AUGCGACCGCAUCUCCUCCUCCUCCUCGCCGCCGCCGCGCUACCGUUGCCGGCCGAUUGCCGCCACCCCGGCGUCGUCCACCACGUGCCGCCUCCGCCGCCGCACCACGGCAAGAGCACCAGCAGCGCGCUAACCGCCGCGCUCGCCGCCGCGGCGUCGGUCCUCGCGCUGGUCCUGCUCUACCUCUGCGCGGCCAUCGCCGUCCGCCGCUUCCGCUCCCGCGGCGCGGUGGGGCGGGAACCGGCGGCGGCGGGGUCCUCCUCCUCCUCCUCCUCGGCGGCGUCCCGCGCCGCGGCGUUCCUCCGCCGUAACGGGCUCCAGCACCACCGCCCGUCCUUCACCUACGAGCAGCUCCGCGCCGCCACCGCGGGCUUCGACGCGGGCCGCAAGCUCGGCGACGGCGGGUUCGGGACGGUGUUCCUCGCGUACCUCCCGCCCGCCAGCCGCCCCGCCGCCGUCAAGCGCCUACACGUCCCGCCGUCGCCGUCCGCGUCGUUCCCUUCCGCAGCCGCCACCAUCACCAAGUCCUUCUGCAACGAGGUGCUCAUCCUCUCGGCGCUCCGCCACCCGCACCUCGUCCGCCUCCACGGCUUCUGCGCCGACCCCCGCGCGCUCCUCCUGGUCUACGACUUCGUCCCCAACGGCACGCUCUCGCACCACCUCCACCGCCGGGUCGGCGGCGGCGGCGGCGUCACCGCGGGUGCGCCGCCACCCCCGCCGCUCCCCUGGCGGACCCGCCUCGCCAUGGCGUCCCAGAUCGCGUCGGCGCUCGAGUACCUCCACUUCGGCGUGAAGCCCGCCGUCGUGCACCGCGACGUCACCUCGUCCAACAUCUUCGUGGAGGCCGACAUGCGCGCCCGCCUUGGCGACUUCGGCCUCUCGCGGCUCCUGGCGCCGCCGGACGCGUGCUCCACGGGGACCGCCCGCGAGCUCGUGUGCUGCACGGCGCCGCAGGGGACGCCGGGGUACCUGGACCCGGACUACCACCGCUCCUUCCAGCUCACCGAGAAGAGCGACGUGUACAGCUUCGGCGUCGUGGUGCUGGAGCUCGUCACGGGGCUGAGGCCCGUGGACGUGGGCAGGGAGCGGCGGGACGUGACGCUGGCGGACUGGGUGGUGGCCAAGAUCCAGGUCGGCGAGCUCAGGGAGGUCGUCGACCCGCCGGUGCUCGGCGAGGGCCCCGGCGUGAUGGCGACCGUCGAGGCCGUGGCGGAGCUGGCGUUCCGGUGCGUGGCGCCGGACAAGGAUGACCGGCCCGACGCCCGAGAGGUGCUGGCCGAGCUCAGGAGGAUCCAGACGAUGCUGCCCGACCUUCCCGGCGGCAAGGGUUCUUGA
Messenger RNA from Setaria italica (foxtail millet), 1335 nucleotides. Its product is annotated as LEAF RUST 10 DISEASE-RESISTANCE LOCUS RECEPTOR-LIKE PROTEIN KINASE-like 1.5. Gene Ontology annotation, molecular function: ATP binding; protein kinase activity. The coding region runs from base 1 to 1335 and encodes 444 amino acids. Gene Ontology annotation, biological process: protein phosphorylation. The record is from RefSeq and is a predicted model, not a curated record. NCBI's taxonomy places the organism in Eukaryota, Viridiplantae, Streptophyta, Magnoliopsida, Poales, Poaceae. The transcript has a single exon.